Molecule: messenger RNA, 1024 nt
Organism: Tachysurus vachellii
Lineage: Eukaryota; Metazoa; Chordata; Actinopteri; Siluriformes; Bagridae
Gene: fth1a
Product: ferritin, heavy polypeptide 1a
Exons: 6
Coding region: 322-855 (177 amino acids)
Biological process (GO): iron ion transport; intracellular iron ion homeostasis
Cellular component (GO): cytoplasm
Molecular function (GO): ferric iron binding; ferrous iron binding
Source: RefSeq, a predicted model, not a curated record
CGCUGCGCAGCGUCUCAAAGUCAAACCGAUCAUCGUUCCCGGACAGACCGAAGGUUAUCCGCUUCAACAGUGCUUGGACGGCAACCUUAGAUUCUGUCAUCGCCAAUAGUUCGUUUAAUUCCGAUCAUUAAAUCACUAAAUAAUUUAGCUUUAAUCGCUGAAUAAAGCCGCAGAUCCUCCGCUUGAAGCCGUUCAUUACAGCUAAAUUACAAACCUAACCAACGAAGGGAAGCAAAUGAAAACAACUUGUCCUAAAGCCCAGCUUACGAUGGAUUUUGCACGUUAUCCUGCCUGAGAAAGCUGCAGUGAAGCUGAAGCAACAUGAGCUCUCAGGUGAGACAAAAUUUCCACCAGGACUGUGAGGCUGCCAUCAACCGGCAAAUCAACCUAGAGUUGUACGCAUCCUAUGUCUACCUGUCUAUGUCAUACUACUUUGACAGAGAUGACCAGGCUCUACACAACUUUGCCAAGUUUUUCUGCAAGCAGUCGCAUGAGGAGCGCGAGCAUGCAGAGAAACUGAUGAAACUCCAGAACCAGAGGGGAGGACGAAUCUUCCUGCAGGACAUCAGGAAACCAGAGCGUGAUGAGUGGGGCAGCGGUGUGGAGGCUCUGGAGUGUGCACUACAGCUGGAGAAGAACGUCAACCAAUCCUUGCUGGACAUGCACAAGGUGGCCUCUGAUCACAAUGACCCUCAUAUGUGUGACUUUAUUGAGACACACUACCUGGACGAACAGGUGAAGUCCAUUAAGGAGCUUGCUGAUUGGGUCGCUAACCUGCGCCGUAUGGGAGCGCCUAAGAACGGCAUGGCUGAAUAUCUGUUUGAUAAACACACACUGGGCAGUGAGAGCAGCUAAACUCCCUUCACACCAGGAUAAACCGUCCUACCAUCUGAAUUUUUGGUGUAAUUAAUUGCUCUCUGUUUUUCAGCUUUCUCCUGCUUCAGCAAUUCUGUUGCUGGUUCUUUUCCUAUGUGUGCUAUUUUACUCCUAAAGUUCAAUCAAAUAAACAAAUUGUUGGAUCCUG